This is a messenger RNA of Lymnaea stagnalis (great pond snail), 3486 nucleotides long. NCBI's taxonomy places the organism in Eukaryota, Metazoa, Mollusca, Gastropoda, Lymnaeidae. The record is from the annotation of a GenBank genome assembly.
AGAACGGUUAUGUGAGGCAGGUGUUAAUCAAACUGUUAUUUGGAUUUUUACGUUUCUCUUCUUAGAGAUAGGACAUUUUCUUGUCGCAAUGGUAUUCCAAAAAUAAGGAUAGAACUACACGCUAAUUAAAUCAAAUGAUCAUUUGAUUGCAGUGUUUGUUGGUGUGAAGUUGCGGCUGUUUUGGAAUUACGUAGUGAAAACCACCAUUGCAUUGCAGAAGUACAAAGUGAAUAAAACUACGAAUUUAUUGAAUUUAUGGCUCGGGUUAGGUUUAGUUCUUGGUAGAACUGACGGGAAUUAAAAAGCAGAAUAAACAUUACAGGAUAUAUUUUUCAAUAUAAAAUGUGACAAAGGCAAAUUUGUUUGAAAAGAUAAAAUAUUAUAGUGACUUAGUGAUAGACUCUGAAUAUAUAGAAUGAAUAGAGGUACAAUUCACUAUAAUUCAGUAAUAGUCUAAUUAAUAGAAUACAUAGUUAUAGGCCUAUAGUAUUUAUAGAUGGCAAAUGAGGAUUUAGGAUUUUCCUAAAGUUCAUCGGAAUUGGUUACAGUUACAAAUCAGAACUAAAAUGCCUUGCAGGGGCAAACAGAGUGUUAAAGUCAAUGACUCUUUGGCUAAACCAACCCAAGAGGACCAACCCUCUGACCACAGGUGUAAUCUGAUUACAGAUGUGAGAAGGCAGUCCUUAAAUCUGCCAGUGACACAACCAGGUGCUGUGAGUGUCGAAAAUAAGGAGAAUAUUAACAAUGCAAAGGUCAAUGGUGACAAAAAAAAAUCCCCAGGUUUCUGUAGAGGAGAGAAAAGUGUGGAUGUGAAAGAGUCAAAAACGAAGCAACUUGUCGGUUCCAAAGUGAAUUUGAAGGAAGAAGUUGUGAUUAAUACAAAAGCUGGUGAAAGUAAAAAGGGAAAUUCUAAAAUAAAUGGUGCCAGAAAAUCAUCAGGGUCAUGCAGGGGACAGAAGAGCGUUGAGGUUAGGCCGUCUUUAAGUAGCUCUCCCCAACAAGAAGAAACUAACAAAAAUUCGAGUAAUGUUACCAAUGGAAAUAACAAAAUUAGCUCGACUAAGUCAGGGCCAUGCAGGGGUCAAAGAAAUGUUGAUGUCAAGGACACUUUAUCCACCAAACCGAGUGAAACGAACAAAAGUGAUACUGAAGUAGAGACACAAAAAAAGGAUGUUAAGAAAACUAAAACUGUUACCAAAGAACAAUCAGCCCUUGAUGAUGGUAGGAGUGAUGUCAAGAUAAAAGCUGAUAAUGCGUUGAGCGGUUCCGGAGCUCUACCGGAGAAGAAACCGCCCACAGGUCGGGCUGGCCUGUGUAGUGGAGGAUCAAGUUCACAUUUGAAGGACUCUCUGAAACCAUCGAAGAAACAAGUAGAGAGGAAUGAGGCAAAGAAGAUUAAUGAUGGGAUGUUUGAAGAAAAGGUACUUCAUGUAGAGGAGCAAGAGGAGUUGUUAGAUGAGGAAAUGGAGGAUGACAUUGUGGAAGAGAUGGAAACAGAUGAAGAGGAAAUUUAUAUCACAUCUCUUCCCCCACCACCUAGCAUUAAAAAAUCAAAAAAGAAGAAAAAGAAACAGGCAAGGAAUAAUUAUGAUGAUUUUGAAAUGCUACUGGAUUGUUUUUUAUUCUAUCACUGUAUGAUGUUGAAUUAUUGUUUUGUUUAAGUUUAUAUGAAAAAUUAAAUGCUUGUAAAUUAUAGCAGACAGUCUAGUUACUGCUGCCAUUUAAAGUCUGUGAUUUUUAAAACUCUCAGUAUUGCAGCAACUAAUUUAUUUUGAGUAUUGGACUUAAUCAGUUUAAAUUAAUUGUUAACUAAUUAUAAGAGUAUUUAGCUGCAAUAAAGCUUUUGAGCAGAUUAAUGAGACAGAAUUUGUGUAAAUAAAACAAUGAAGGUUAAGAUUUAAUUUACACGUUGGCAUUUGUAUUCUGUAUAACCAAAAUUAAAGCUUAACUUAUAUGUUUUAUUUACAAAAAUUGUUUGUGUCUCAUUAAUCUAAAUUAAUUGCUGUUUUUUUUAGUGUCAUAAAGCUUUAAGUGUUAUUCUUGGUUUCAAAAUUAAUCACUGGUUUUAUGUUUUCUUCCACUCAUAUUAAAAUUAUAGGCUACAUUAAAUUACAUAAAUAUACUGACAAUGCUGUGUAAAGUUAUUACCGUUGAGCUCAUACAUUUAAAAUAUUCUUUAUGAACACUUUUUGUAAGAAUUUUUAUUUAUUAAAUAUUAAUUAAUAUUAUGUAUUUCAACUGCUUCCAGAGAUCUAGUGAAUAUGUUGAUGAUGAACCAGAUAAAGAAAGGUCGCUGCCCAUUGGCUCACGUAAAUACAAGUAUGCAGUGACACCAGAGGAUACAGUAAAUGACCCCUUGUACAGUUCUAUUGAGAAGAAACCCCCUGUUAAAGUACCAAGAAAGACAAAGUAAGCAGAAUCAUGAUCUUCUUAACCAUAGUUUUUAAAUGAGGGAUACACAUUUUCUAUUCACACUGUCUUUUUCCUUUUUAAAUUUUACCUGAAAUAAACAACAACAACUAAGUUUCACUUUAUUUUUAGAUAUAUAUAAGGCAUCCUUCCACCUUCGCGAGACAUAGACAAUUCAUCAAAUGGUUGACGAGACCCAUCCUGGAUUGGCAGUCUCGGCUGCACUUCUCGCAAGAGAACCUUGACUCCUGGUUAAAUUUGACUAUCCAUAAUGCUAUUUUUGUUGCAAGGGCUUUGUUUCAUGGAUACUUUCCUUGCUUUACAAAAAAGCUCUGCUCCUAAGGUACUUAACCUGGGGGGGGGUUUUAUGAAGACCAGCUGUUACCUGAAGCAGCAGAUUUCCACGCUCCACGCAGCCAGCGGAUGCAAGGGAAUGACACCUGACAAUACAACUAGGCACUAACUGCAUCACAUGAGUUGCCAAAAUGCCAUUGGUAUCGGAGCCAUAUCGACUUCAGGACCCCAUCUUUGGAAUUUACAGUUUCGGUGCACUCCCCAUAGUCUUACUUUUGCUUCCCAUAUACAUUUCUAUUGAUACUUAUUUGACACUUAUCCAUUUUUCGUCAAUUUCAGUCCACACUCAAAUUUGCGAGUCAGCCAUCUUGUUGCUAACUAGAAGCUAUAUAUAUAUUUAGAUAAAAGCCUACAUUAUUAAAAAGAAAAAAUAAACUAUUUUAGUUAUCAGACUUUGCAUGAAAUUACAUGACAUAUAGAACAGAGCUUCAAAAAAGCAAAUAGAAAUAACAUAAAAAGGGUUUGCCUGUUGAUAUGUGGGUGAAUUCCUGAAAAUUUUGAAAAGUACCUGUGUAGAAACUGUGUGAAUUAGUGAACCCAGAGAUAUUGUUACUUUGGUUAUUUCUGUCACUAACUACUUUUCCAUGCAGGAGUGGCAUACAGUCAUCUGCUGAAGCUCAGGCAGCCAAUGUUGAAGAUGAAAGACCAACCAGAGUUGCUCGCCAGGACACACCCCAGAGGAAGAGAAAAAAGAAACCGUUGGACAGUGGUCAAGGUAGAUAA